This is a messenger RNA of Lobosporangium transversale, 837 nucleotides long. Its product is annotated as TIP41-like family-domain-containing protein. Gene Ontology annotation, cellular component: cytosol. The transcript is spliced from 5 exons. NCBI's taxonomy places the organism in Eukaryota, Fungi, Mortierellomycota, Mortierellomycetes, Mortierellales, Mortierellaceae. The record is from RefSeq and is a predicted model, not a curated record. The coding region runs from base 1 to 837 and encodes 278 amino acids. Gene Ontology annotation, biological process: TOR signaling.
AUGACUCACAAACUUAUUAAGGACAAACAGACUAAUGGCAUUGAUAUUCAAGGAUGGACUGUGCUCUCAUAUAAAACGUCCAUUCUUAAUUCCCAGGAAAUUGACGCUGCGUCUGCAGACUUGGGGAUCCCUAUCCCAGAAAUGAUUUUUGGCAAUAAUUUCUUAUCGAUUGAACACACUUCUGGGUUUAAGCUUGAAUUCAAAGCUUUGCCUGCACUGGCGAUGGUGGAUCAAUCAUCCAAGAGUAGCGAUCUGAUCAAAGUCUCGUAUGCAAGGGAAUGGUUUGACAAGCGAAGGUUAGUUUAUAAUCAGCAAGCAUCCAAUAUGGUAAACCAGGAGCAUAUCACGGAUGUUGUCAAGCCAUAUGACUGGACAUACACAACAAAGUACAAUGGCACCAACUUGAGCGUCCAUGAAAAGAUGCAAUUUACACCUACUACAACUGAAAUCAUCGAUAUCGAACAGCUCAGACGACCUGAUCCUAUCCUCUUUUAUGAUGAAAAUAUUUUGUUUGAGGAUGAACUUGCAGACAAUGGCACCGCUGUUCUGACGACCAAAGUGCGCGUCAUGCCAUCGUGUUUUCUCAUCCUUUUGCGCUUCUUCCUACGCGUAGAUGAUGUGCUUUUCCGUAUCCAUGACACUAGGAUUUAUCAUCGGUUUGGAACCAACGCUGUUGUCAGAGAAUGCUCCACUCGUGAAAGCUCUUACAAAGAAAUACGCGCAAAAAUCCCACGUUCAAAUGGAGAGGAUCUGUCGUUGCUACUAGAUUCCAACUGGGUAUCAUCCCAACUUCCAGAACAAUCGUCGUGGACUGAAGCAGCAAACCUUGAGCAAUAG